Helianthus annuus (common sunflower) is the source of this 1058-nucleotide messenger RNA. RefSeq names its product NADH dehydrogenase [ubiquinone] iron-sulfur protein 8, mitochondrial. Gene Ontology annotation, biological process: mitochondrial respiratory chain complex I assembly; mitochondrial electron transport, NADH to ubiquinone. The coding region runs from base 103 to 786 and encodes 227 amino acids. Gene Ontology annotation, cellular component: membrane. Lineage: Eukaryota; Viridiplantae; Streptophyta; Magnoliopsida; Asterales; Asteraceae. The transcript is spliced from 8 exons. The record is from RefSeq and is a predicted model, not a curated record. Gene Ontology annotation, molecular function: 4 iron, 4 sulfur cluster binding; NADH dehydrogenase activity.
GUAAUUCAGGGGUCUAUGUGUAACUAUUAGCGGUUCGGAGCUAACAGAAGCUUGAAACACUUGUGAGGGUGAGGGGCUCAUCAUCGAAAUCGUGUAAGCGAAAUGGCCGCCAUUUUAGCUCGCAAAUCGAUCUCUGCUAUUCGCAAUCGACAACUUGUUUUGGCAGGACAAGUGUUGCAGGGUUCUAACAAUGGGACAGUUUCUGGUGCACGCUCGUUUGCGACCAAACACUCGUUCUCAACUGAUAAAGAUGAUGAGGAGAGAGAACAGCUUGCUAAGGAGAUCUCAAAAGACUGGAGUUCUGUCUUUGAGCGGAGCAUCAAUACAUUAUUUCUUACUGAAUUGGUUCGAGGUCUGUCUCUGACACUCAAAUACUUCUUUGAGCCAAAAGUUACAAUUAAUUAUCCAUUUGAGAAGGGUCCUUUGAGCCCUCGAUUUCGAGGUGAACAUGCUCUCAGACGUUAUCCAACUGGAGAAGAACGUUGUAUUGCCUGUAAACUUUGUGAAGCUAUAUGCCCUGCUCAAGCUAUCACUAUAGAGGCAGAGGAACGAGAAGAUGGCAGCCGUAGAACAACAAGGUAUGACAUUGAUAUGACAAAGUGCAUAUACUGUGGAUUCUGCCAAGAAGCAUGCCCUGUUGAUGCAAUUGUCGAAGGCCCCAACUUUGAGUUUGCUACCGAAACCCACGAGGAACUUCUGUAUGAUAAGGAGAAGCUUCUUGAGAAUGGUGAUCGAUGGGAAACCGAGAUUGCUGAGAAUCUUAGAUCCGAGAGCCUUUAUCGAUAAUUUGGUUCUCUGGUCGUAUCCUCCAGUCUUUUGUGACAAUGAGAUAAAUAAACUGGCGGUUUUUCGUCGUGAACCAUAUGCAACUGUUUUUUGUACCAAUUAUUUGAUGAAAUUUUAUGUCCUGUCUUUAAACUGAGACAGACCUAACAUCUUGAAUUUGUUUACUUUUUAUGACAUGUUGAUUUGGUUUCUGGAUUUUGUUGUUCAUGUGGAAGUAGACCACCAUAUAUACCGUAUAUCAAGUCAAUUCUGGAAUUUCACAUUUAUUUUUA